CCCGAGCCUCUCCAGCCCGGCCCCGCGGGUAUCCCUGGGAAGAACUGUCCAGCAGGCAGCGGGAUGUGGAACGAGACGCCGAGCCAGGCGAGCGAGUCCAACUUGAGCCUGGACUAUCCCGACGAAGCUCUCAACGGCUCCCGGGCGGACCAGCUGCCCCCCUUCCCCGGAGCCCUGCUCACCGGGGUCACGGUCACCUGCGUGGCCCUCUUUUUCAUUGGCAUCUCGGGCAACCUCAUGACCAUGCUGGUGGUGUCCCGGUUCCGGGACAUGCGGACCACCACCAACCUCUACCUGUCCAGCAUGGCGCUGUCCGACCUGCUGAUCUUCCUCUGCAUGCCCCUGGACCUGUUCCGCCUGUGGCAGUACCGGCCCUGGAACUUGGGCGACUUUCUCUGCAAACUCUUCCAGUUCAUCAGCGAGAGCUGCACCUACUCCACCAUCCUCAACAUCACGGCGCUCAGCAUCGAGAGGUAUUUCGCCAUCUGCUUCCCCCUCAGGGCCAAGGUGGUGAUCACCAAGGGCAAGGUGAAGCUGAUCAUCCUGGUCAUCUGGGCCGUGGCCUUCUUCAGCGCCGGCCCCAUCUUCGUCCUGGUGGGUGUGGAGCACGAGAACGGGACCGACCCCCUGGACACCAACGAGUGCCGGCCCACGGAGUUCGCCAUCCGCUCGGGGAUGCUCACCAUCAUGGUCUGGAUCUCCAGCAUCUUCUUCUUUCUCCCCGUCUUCUGUCUGACUGUGCUUUACAGCCUCAUUGGAAGAAAACUGUGGAGGAGGAAGAGAGAGGACGUGGGACUGAGCGCUUCUAUCCGGGAUAACAACCACAAACAAACUGUCAAAAUGUUAGCCAUGGUGGUGUUCGCUUUUGUCCUCUGUUGGCUGCCAUUUCAUGUGGGACGCUACUUAUUCUCCAAAUCCUUCGAACCUGGCUCUGUGGAGAUUGCGAUGAUUAGCCAGUAUUGCAACCUGUUCUCCUUUGUUCUCUUCUAUCUUAGCGCAGCCAUCAACCCCAUCCUUUAUAACAUCAUGUCCAAGAAAUACCGCGUGGCUGUCUUCAGGCUCUGGGGGCUUGGCCAAUUCUCCCAGAGGAAGUUGUCUACUAUAAAAGAUGACAGUUCUCGGGCAUGGACAGAAUUGAGUAUCAAUACAUGAUCAAAAUAAAUUUAUGAGCAAAACA
Messenger RNA from Sarcophilus harrisii (Tasmanian devil), 1177 nucleotides. RefSeq names its product growth hormone secretagogue receptor (gene GHSR). Bases 64 to 1152 code for a protein of 362 amino acids. Gene Ontology annotation, cellular component: plasma membrane. NCBI's taxonomy places the organism in Eukaryota, Metazoa, Chordata, Mammalia, Dasyuromorphia, Dasyuridae. The transcript has 2 exons. Gene Ontology annotation, molecular function: growth hormone secretagogue receptor activity. The record is from RefSeq and is a predicted model, not a curated record. Gene Ontology annotation, biological process: G protein-coupled receptor signaling pathway; hormone-mediated signaling pathway.